Spodoptera litura is the source of this 3319-nucleotide messenger RNA. The record is from RefSeq and is a predicted model, not a curated record. NCBI's taxonomy places the organism in Eukaryota, Metazoa, Arthropoda, Insecta, Lepidoptera, Noctuidae.
GGUGUUGAUACCUACUUUGCCGACUCCUACACGAAAAGUAAACAGUUCACUUUUAUCUUAUUUCGUGUAUAAACGGUGUUAUCUAGCGUUGUUCUAAUUAUUAAAAUACCAGUGUAUCUACUAGAAUACCGCAAAAUUAUCAGUUAAAAGUAUCACAAGAAACACGAACAUUAAAUUUCUCGAAAAUGUUGAAACACCUACUCCUCGCGUGUUUUCUAAUCGGCGUGGUUAACUCAAUAAAUUAUGAAGAAUAUUAUGAGGUAUUGGGGAUUUCAAAAGUAGCUUCAACAGGGGAGAUAAAAAAAGCUUAUAAGAAACUUGCUGUUAAAUACCAUCCGGAUAAAAAUCCUACUGAAGAAGCUCACAAAAUGUUUGUUAAAAUAACAGAAGCUUACGAAGCAUUGAAAGAUCCAGAGAAGAGAUCUAAUAAUGCAUAUAGUUUUAUGCACAAACAACCAUUCUAUUCUGGGGAAGAGUAUGAUAGACUAUUACACGAUGGCCUAUAUCACAACGAUCCCUUCGUAGACAACUUGAACGAAGAUAAUUUUAACAACUACUUGAAGAAUGGUUUCUACUUCAUAAACUUCUAUUCACCAUUCUGCCCGCCUUGCCGUAAUUUAGCAAGCAGUUGGAAGAAGUUAGCAGAAAUGUACAAUGGAAUUGUUAAUAUAGCUGCCGUAAACUGUAAAAUACAACCUCAGUUUUGUUUCAACCGAAUGCGUAUUCACAGUCAUCCGACGCUUCUAUUUUAUCCUAACGGCAAAAGAGGCGGUGUCGUGUACUACAAUGGAGACUUGAAACUGGAGUCACUGGAAGAAUACAUAAUGAUGUUCCUACGCAACCAUAUGAACAUACCCACUAUAGACCAGCUUAGGAGCAAGGACAAACGCAUGGCGUACGUGCUAGGAUCCACUAUGAUCGAGAGGGAUGACCUCACUAGGAUCGCUUUUCAUUUGAAUGGUGUAGUAACCUUCGCUAUAGUAGAAGAUGAGGACCUUCGUAAAAAACUGACGUCCAAUGAACAUGCGACAGUUGUGUAUAAAUACAAGGAUGUCACCAAAGAAAUAGAAAGUGUGGAAGAAGAUGAAAUAAUAGACGACAUCGUUCGUUAUUUACCCAAAGUUGAAGUUAUUGGGCCGGAGAAAUUUAAGAAAAUCAGAAACAGUUUGCGGUCAGGAUCACAAAAGACGUGGGCUUUCUUCUUCUCGACUAAAAACAAGAAUAGAUUGCAGCUGCAUCAGAUGAUUAAUGCAUUCCCUGCUAUGAAUUUCGGUGAAAUAAACUGCGACAAAAUGCCAGAGUUAUGCGCAUCACUGCACGUGGAGUCUGCACCUGCGUGGGGAGUCAUGAAGAAGGGGGGAGUCUACCAACGAGCCCCUCCUAGUGCUGACGUAAGAGACUUCUUACAAACUGCUACUGCAGCACUUAACCUUCAUACAUUGUCACCUUCGGAUCUUCAGAGGAUAUUGAAUGGAGAGGACACAAGUGUCUGGGUGUUACUCCUGGCUCCGUACGGCACUCAAUGGGAACACAUCGUCGAGCCGUUCACACAGGCCAGCUUAGACCACCUGGAAAAUGAGAAUAUUAAUUUCGGCAUAAUGUCAUGCAGUGCUAAGGCAGCGCAGUAUUGUACGCAAGUAUCGCACCAGCCUGUAAUAGUAAUACAACAUGGCGUCAGGCGCAAAAUAUACCACAAACAAGACUACGGGACCUUGAUGACGGACUUUAUUGACAUGGCAGUUAAAAGUCAAGACAUUGAUCUAUCCGAGAAACAACUCCUGGAGAUAAUGCACGUAUCGUCCCGCAAGUACACGUGGCUGAUCGCAUUCGUACCGUCCGGCAAAUCGUGCGGGUAUACAUGCGAUAACCUGCCUUAUGAGUGGAUGGUGGUCGCUAAGAAAGUGAACGGUAUACGUAGAUUUUUUACUUUACCUCCCGUGCUAGUCAAAGACUGUGUUACGGCAAGCAUCAACCUACAAGAGUUGGCGCAAGCGCCCUACAUAUUGGAGUGGGCACUCGAGUAUAUUGUGGACUCCGCACAAAAACUCAACUGGCAGGUAUUCUCUAAAAAAGUCAUCGCUGAAGAGUUGAAUCCUACUGGAACGAAGAAACCUUGGCUGGUAUAUUUCCAUUCCCCAAGAUGUUUCAGCUGCUAUGAGAAGUAUCCGGCCUUUGCGAUCGCUGGCUAUUUUCUAAACAACGCUAUACAAAUGGGCCGAGUGAACUGCAUCUCUGAACGUGGCAUCUGUCAGCAGGAGCAAAUAAUGUCUUAUCCCACCCUUAAAUUGUAUCUCAGUAGAAAUCAGCGCCAAAGGUUCAGUACCGUCAUCAAUAUACCUCUCAGAGACUAUGAAACCGUACUAAAAGAAGUUAAACAACAUAUAAGAAGAUACGACGAAAGUCUACUAGCAGGUAUAGAACAAAAUGUUAGAAAAAGUAUACAUAUAAAUCAUGAUGAAUUCUAGUUGAAUCUCUUUAUUAGACUUAUUUUCGUGUUUCCAAUUUGGGUUUGUGAUUUGAUAAAGGAACUUAAUUGGACAGUCAUAAAGUUUAUAUUGUUGUGAAUGUCAAAUAUUUGUUACAACGUUUUCGAUAGAAAUAUUAUUCGGAAAGCGAUCUUAAAUUCAUACAGUUAAUGAAGACUUUUAAUUUACAGUGACUUGUUACUAUUUUCAUUCCGUUUUUUGUGAGCUUAGUUUCGAUUUCGCCUGAUUAAAAUUGUAGCAAUCUGAAGUACUUUUAAAAGCCCUAGCGAAAUAGAUAAUUAGAAAUAAGUAGAUCCAAUUGUCAAUUACUUAGUUUUAAAAUUGAGGCUAACUCGAAUCAUAUCUCGCAUACUACUAAUUGUUAAGUAGGUAAUUUAAUUUUAACUAAUUAUUUUGUUACCAUACAAGAUUAACUCAUAUUUGUAAUAUGUAUAUUAUGUUAGUUAUAGGAUAUUUUGUGAUACUGAAAAAUCUUCUAUCUUCGUCCAGUUCUUGGAGAAAAUGUUUUUUUAAAGGCUUUUGUAAUAUUCCAGUAUAUUCUUAUUUUCUACUAAUACCUGCCCUUAUCCCAAGCUGGGGGUUGCCACAAUAUGUUGCAUUUAUUUGUGUCUCAGUGAGUGUAUAUUUAGAUAUUAAGUUUUUUUAUGUAUUUGUACUGUGACCAGUGUUUGUUUUAACAAUCUACAGUGGAGACCUUGUUAUCUGGACCUCAUUUGUGAUUUUUUUUUUUUGGUUAUUUAAUAUAAUUUGUAGUUACUAGUGGUAGAGACGUACGAGUUCUACGUUUAAAGUAAUCGAAACGAGAGCGAGUUCGGCGCACUGAUUGGUUGGUU